CUCAGUAUGUGUUCCAAACUUCGUACACAUCUCCCAAUAAGAUACCCCGCUCACUGUACUCUCUUCACUUUAUUUAUUUGUAAAGUUUUUUUUUUUUUUUUUUCAAGAAUUCAUAAAGAGUUGUUGAAUGAGAAAUUAGAAACAUUCAUUUUCUAAAACAAUACUGAAGAGAUCACUAUCCAUGGAAUCCAUAAUCCUGAAACUUGUCUUUCCACCACCACCUUCUAUCUUCCUCAAUACAUUAUCCUUGAUUAAUAUUCCUUCCUUGGCCCUCGGCGGGCUCUCCGAACUCAGAGGCAACAAUAUGCCUUAUUCCAAAUUCUUCAUCACCAACAACAAUAAUAAUAAUAAUGUAAAUGCUACUAAUCUUCAAAAACAGUCUUCAUCCCAAGAGAAAAAAACUACUGAAGAGGUCAAGGUGUCUAGUAGAUUAGGCAUGCUUAUAUGUUACACUCCAGCUUUCCUAGCCACCUUGGCUUUUUACCUUCUUUUUCCCCAAGAGAGCUACAGCUUGAGAAUGCUCUUGCUCAAUUUGACUCUGGCUCUUCAUUUCUUCAAGAGGAUUUUUGAGGUACUAUGUGUUCACAAGUACAGUGGCAACAUGGGUCUUAAAACUGCAGUAAUAAUCGGCACAGGUUACUUAUCAUCCACAGCAAGUAUGAUUUAUGCUCAACACCUUUCACAAGGGCUUGGAGAGCCAACCAUUGAUCUGAAAUAUAUUGGGUCAUUGUUGUUCUUAAUUGGGCUAAGUGGGAAUUUCUACCACCAUUAUCUUCUUUCCCAAUUAAGAGAAAAGGGUGAGAAGAAGUAUAAGAUUCCAAAAGGUGGUCUUUUUGGGUUAGUCAUAUGUCCACAUUACAUGUUUGAGAUCAUAGAAUUUUUGGGGUUCUUUUUCAUUUCUCAAACAUUACAUUCAUUUUCUAUAGCCAUAGGCACAAUGUUUUACUUGGGGGGAAGGAGUGUUGCUACUAGGCAAUGGUACCUCACUAAAUUUGAGGAUUUUCCUCAACAUGUUAAGGCUCUCAUUCCAUAUUUAUUCUAGAUAUGAAAAAUGUACACUUUCAAAUAGUGCAAUAUGAAGCAGCAACCAAAAGCCAAAACUGUUAUAACUCAAAAAAUUGUUUUGAUUAAGAGGUUUUAUAAUAAAUUUAUUUUUACUAAAAA
Messenger RNA from Cannabis sativa, 1164 nucleotides. RefSeq lists its product as uncharacterized. The record is from RefSeq and is a predicted model, not a curated record. Lineage: Eukaryota; Viridiplantae; Streptophyta; Magnoliopsida; Rosales; Cannabaceae. Gene Ontology annotation, molecular function: oxidoreductase activity, acting on the CH-CH group of donors. The coding region runs from base 182 to 1042 and encodes 286 amino acids. Gene Ontology annotation, biological process: lipid metabolic process. The transcript is spliced from 2 exons.